This is a messenger RNA of Oryza sativa Japonica Group (Japanese rice), 2197 nucleotides long. Its product is annotated as bifunctional 3-dehydroquinate dehydratase/shikimate dehydrogenase, chloroplastic. The record is from RefSeq and is a predicted model, not a curated record. Gene Ontology annotation, biological process: shikimate metabolic process; chorismate biosynthetic process. Lineage: Eukaryota; Viridiplantae; Streptophyta; Magnoliopsida; Poales; Poaceae. Gene Ontology annotation, molecular function: shikimate 3-dehydrogenase (NADP+) activity; 3-dehydroquinate dehydratase activity.
GGCCAUUCCCACACCAAACCAACCAAAAACCAAAAACCCACUCCCACCCACUUCACCAACCCACCCCCACCCACCCCUCCCCUCCACCUGCGCCCGCCCGCCACCAGGCUAGACCCAGCCUGACCAACCCACCCCCACUGCUUGCCGAUCGCUCGCUCGCUCGCCGGCGAAGGACGAGGGGAGAGAUGACGCUCCUGUGCGUGCCGCUGGUGUCGCGCACGGUGGAGGCGAUGCAGGCCGACGCGGCGGCGGCCGCGGCCGCCGGCGCCGACCUCGUCGAGAUCCGGCUCGACUUCAUCGAGGGGUUCCGCCCGCGGGAGCACCUCCCGAGCCUGCUCCGUGGCUGCCCUCUCCCUGCCCUCGUCACCUACCGACCCAAUUGGGAAGGAGGCCAGUACGAUGGUGAUGAUGCUACAAGAUUUGAAGCACUCCGUUUAGCAAUGGAGUUAGGCGUAGACUAUGUUGAUAUUGAAUUGAAGGUUGCUGACAAAUUUAUCAGCUUUAUUUCUGGCAGUAAGCCAGAGAAGUGUAAACUUAUUGUCUCAUCACACAAUUAUGAAAGUACUCCGUCCUGCGAGGAGCUUGCAGAUCUUGUGGCUAGAAUACAAGCAGUUGGAUCUGACAUAGUGAAAAUCGCAACAACUGCUAGUGACAUUGCUGAUGUGUCACGAAUGUUCCAAGUGAUGGUGCACUGCCAAGUGCCUAUGAUUGGACUAGUGAUGGGCGAAAAAGGUUUAAUGUCAAGGGUGUUAUCCCCCAAGUUUGGAGGAUAUCUAACCUUUGGGACUCUUGAUGCUACAAAGAUAUCAGCACCUGGGCAGCCAACCGUCAAAGAACUGUUGGACAUUUAUAAUAUAAGGCGUAUAGGACCUGAUACAAAGGUUCUUGGUCUUAUUGCCAACCCAGUAAAACAGAGCAAGAGCCCAAUUUUGCACAAUAAAUGUCUUCAAUCUAUUGGAUACAAUGCUGUUUAUCUUCCACUUUUGGCAGAUGACCUUGCUCGAUUUCUCAGCACAUAUUCAUCUCCGGAUUUUUCAGGAUUCAGUUGCUCUCUUCCUUUCAAAGUGGACGCUGUACAGUGUUGCCAUGAACAUGACCCAGUUGCUAAGUCAAUCGGUGCCAUAAACACCAUAAUUAGGAGACCAGAUGGCAAACUAGUGGGCUACAAUACUGACUACAUUGGAGCAAUUUCUGCUAUUGAGGAUGGCAUAGGAGGCCCAGGAUCAAAGGAUGCUGCCAUCUCACCUUUGGCUGGCAGGCUUGUUGUUGUUGUAGGUGCUGGUGGAGCUGGUAAGGCAAUUGCUUAUGGGGCAAAGGAGAAGGGUGCAAGAGUUGUAGUAGCAAAUCGUACCUACGAAAAAGCAGUAAGUCUUGCUGCUGCAGUGGGUGGUCAUGCCCUGAGAUUAGCCGAGCUUGAAACUUUCAGGCCUGAAGAAGGGAUGAUCCUUGCUAAUGCGACAUCAUUGGGAAUGUACCCCAAUGUGGACGGCACCCCUAUCCCAAAGAAAGCAUUAAGCUUCUAUGAUGUUGUAUUUGAUGCGGUAUAUGCCCCGAAAGUUACCCGGCUUCUACGAGAAGCAGAAGAAUGUGGGAUUAAAGUUGUCAGCGGUGUAGAGAUGUUUGUCAGACAAGCCAUGGGUCAGUUUGAGCAUUUCACAGGUGGUAUUGAAGCUCCUGAAAGCCUGAUGCGUGAGAUAGCUGCCAAAUACACAUAACAGGCGAAUGGCGAAGCGACGGUUGUGAGUAAUUAGCCCAAAUAUUCCUCUGGGUUAAGUUAAUAAAAGUUUUGGAUGCCAGCCCAAUUUUGUGCUAGGUGGAGAUUAGUUGUUGUAAUGUUCGAUUUCGCCGACUUAACCUGUCAGAGAUGUAAACAGAAAGUGUUCAAUCUCAUCAUACUUGCAAUAAAGAAUUUGCAUGCAUAACUGCGCAGUUGCUUGAUGAUCAUGAUGAGUUUUAAGGAAACAAUACACAUCAAGCUAUGAUCAGGUGGUUUCAUGUUCAUCAUUCGUAAUGGAACCAAUAUCUGUGAUUGGCAAUGAUACAUCAUUGUAAUAUUCAGCUGCUUAUGCUCUACUCCUUUCCAUUGUACUUCAUGUCAGUCUGGAGAAGAAAGGUGUACGUGAUUGCUGGACGUUUGACCUAUGAAUGUUCAAGUCCAUUCAGAGAAUUAUUAUAUAAAGCUCUGGUUUAUGCCUAA